This is a messenger RNA of Limanda limanda (common dab), 3615 nucleotides long. Its product is annotated as collagen alpha-1(XXVIII) chain-like. The record is from RefSeq and is a predicted model, not a curated record. Bases 1 to 3615 code for a protein of 1204 amino acids. Gene Ontology annotation, molecular function: serine-type endopeptidase inhibitor activity. NCBI's taxonomy places the organism in Eukaryota, Metazoa, Chordata, Actinopteri, Pleuronectiformes, Pleuronectidae. The transcript is spliced from 35 exons.
AUGGUCCCCUCACUGCUCUGGCUCCUGAUGCUGGGGGGGCUUCAGGGUCUUUGGGCACAGGAAUAUGAUGAAGACUAUGAAGAAGAGGUGGUGACCAUCAAGAAAAAGACCAAACUAUAUCCCUCCAACUCCAUACCAGAAAAACCCAAAUCGCUCAAUGAUGAGAACUGCGGAUUGGAGUUAGCCUUUCUGAUUGACAGCUCAGAGAGCGCCAAGGACAACCAUGCCCAGGAGAAGGACUUCGCCUUGGACGUGAUGAACCGCCUGCAGGGCCUCCGGCUGCAGACCGGCCGCAGCCUCACCUCCCGUGCGGCGCUCCUUCAGUACAGCAGCCAUGUUAUCAUAGAGCAGACCUUUAAGCAGUGGAGAGGAAUCGAGGACUUCAAGGCCCGACUCGCUCCAAUCGUGUACAUCGGUCAUGGCACCUACACAACCUACGCUAUCACCAACCUCACCCGCAUCUACCUGGAGGAGUCGGACGCCAGCAGCAUCAAGGUGGCCAUCCUGCUCUUCGACGGCAUCUCGCACCCCAGGAAUCCAGACAUAUUCUCAGCUGUGGCUGAUGCCAAGAACCAGGGCGUGCGUUUCUUCACCAUAGGCAUCACACCCGAAGCCAAUGAGGCAGCCAACAUAAAAAACCUACAGAUGGUUGCUAGCACCCCCGCCUCCCGCUACCUUCACAACCUGCAGGACAGAGGCAUCGUGGAGAAAGUCAUUAAGGAGAUUACGGCGCUGGCAGAUGAAGGGUGUCCCCUGGCCCAAAGCACGUGUGUGUGCGACAAGGGAGAGAGGGGCCCCGGCGGCCCACCUGGUAAGAAGGGCCGUCCUGGAGAAGACGGAAGUAAUGGUUUAAAAGGAUCGAAGGGUGAGGGUGGUCUCAGUGGAUUUCCAGGUCGUGAUGGAACAGAGGGGAAAUCAGGAUACAAAGGAGAGCAGGGGGAGAGAGGGGAGUGUGGGACACCUGGAAUUAAAGGAGACAGAGGUCCUGAAGGAAAUGUUGGCCCAAGAGGAAAUCGUGGUCCCCAGGGUUUGCCUGGUCCACAUGGUGAUAUCGGACCUGAAGGUGUGAUGGGUAAAAAAGGGGAAAGGGGACUUCUUGGGCCACCUGGAAUCCAAGGGGAAACUGGGAUCGGCCUUCCGGGAUCCAAGGGUGAUGUUGGUUUCCAGGGGCAACUCGGGCUCCCCGGUCCUCCAGGGCUUGGCGAGUCGGGACCACCGGGACCUCAAGGGCAACAGGGAGUCCAAGGUGAGAGAGGACCACUGGGAGAAGGUCUCCCUGGCCCAAAGGGAGAGCGAGGCCUGGACGGGCCACGAGGGCCCAGAGGACAGACGGGCGCUGGGAUUAAAGGAGACAAGGGGGGUUUUGGACCUCCAGGUCUUCCAGGACCCCUCGGACUUCCGGGCCUGGGCAUACAGGGUGAGAAGGGGGUAGAAGGACCAAGGGGGCCACUAGGAAGCAGGGGCCCACAAGGGGAGGGCCUGCCUGGAUCCAAGGGAGACCAAGGGUUGCCGGGUGAAGUUGGCGGUCCAGGGGAGAGAGGGGCUGGAGACCCUGGAGCUAAGGGCGAGCCAGGAUCCACAGGGACGUCGGGUCUGCCCGGGCUGCCAGGAGAGGACGGGGCUCCUGGACAGAAAGGGGAGCUAGGGAGUUCAGGUCUCAGGGGCCUAGAGGGGGCACCUGGAAUUGGCACUCAGGGGGAAAAGGGUGACCAAGGCCAAAGAGGAAUAAGAGGUUUGUCAGGUCCACCUGGCAUCGCUGGACCCUCAGGACCAAAGGGGGAACCAGGAACACAAGGCCGGGGGGGGCCUCCUGGUCCACAAGGACGUUUCGUUGUUGGACCCAAGGGGGACCUCGGCCCCAGUGGUUCUCCUGGUCCGAUUGGGGAAAAUGGCUAUGGACUCCCUGGUCCGAAGGGGGACCGUGGGAAUUCAGGCCCUUCAGGUCCAUUCGGUCCCAAAGGAGACGGCUACCCCGGCCCCACGGGCCCUCCUGGUCUGCCUGGACUUACAGGAGAACCCGGCCAAGAAGGAGUGGGCGUCCCAGGACCAAAGGGGGAUAUUGGUUUCCGGGGGCUGCCUGGUUUACCAGGACCUCCGGGCGAAGGACUCCAAGGACCUCUGGGUAACCCUGGGCGACCUGGGCCAUCGGGGCCAAUGGGGCCACAUGGACAAGGAGUUCAAGGGCCCAAGGGGGAACACGGGGCCCAGGGUGUGACCGGGCCGAGGGGGCUGCCUGGAGAGGGCUUUCCUGGAGCUAAAGGGGACCGGGGCUCGGCCGGGGAGAGAGGGUUGAAGGGAAUCAGCGGUGACAUGGGAGAUCCUGGAACCCCGGGGCAAACAGGCCGAUCUGGUAUUAAAGGUGAAGCUGGACUCACGAGAGAGGACAUCAUCCGAAUGAUCAGAGAGAUCUGUGGAUGUGGGAUCAAGUGUAAGGAGAGGCCCAUGGAGCUGGUGUUUGUCAUCGACAGCUCAGAGAGCGUGGGCCCAGAGAACUUUGAGAUCAUCAAGAGCUUUGUGAACGCACUCGUCGACCGGGUCACGGUGGGACGCAACGCCACCAGGAUCGGCCUGGUGCUGUACAGCCUGGAGGCGAAGCUGGUGUUCAACUUGGCUCGCUACGUCUCCAAACAGGACAUCAAGCAGGCCAUCGGAAAGAUGUUGUACAUGGGAGAGGGCACGAACACGGGCACGGCCAUUCGUAAAGCCACACAUGAAGCCUUCCACAGCUCACGUGCGGGCGUCAGCAAAGUGGCCAUUGUGAUUACCGACGGCCAGACGGACAAACGGGAGCCGGUCAAGCUGGAUAUCGCGGUUCGAGAAGCACACGCCGCCAAUAUUGAGAUGUUUGCUCUGGGGAUAGUGAACACCACAGACCCGACACAGGCCGAGUUCCUCAGAGAGCUGAACCUGAUCGCGUCGGACCCGGACGCCGAGCACAUGUUCCCCAUCGACGACUUCAACACUCUGCCAGCUCUGGAAUCCAAGCUCGUCAGCCGGUUCUGUGAGGACGAGAACGGCGCCCUGAUAUACAACAGCAUAGCUAACGGCUACAACGGCUAUGGAAACAACGGCUACAACGGCAACAGGAAUGGUGCUAAUGGGAAGUUCGCCAGCCUCGGAGGCCAAGUGGACAGCACACGACACGGCAUUAAAGGAUCCAGCACAGCACAUGGAGGAGGAGGAGGAGCAGGAGGAGGAGGAGGAGGAGGAGGAGGAGGAAGAGGGCAGCAUGUGCACACUGAAACAUCAAACGGGGGAACGGAGCGUGGGGACACAUUUAACCGUGAAACAAUAGAUCCUUCCGGAGGGGACUCCACCAGGAGGAGAGGAUCAUCCUCAUCAUCUUCUACAAAUGGAACCACAUCAUCCUCAGGUGGAUCUGUAUCAGCCCCGAGGCCGGCGCUCCCCAAAGAGACCGUCCCCUUGGACCCACGCUGCGGCCUGGUUCUGGACCAGGGCACGUGUCGGGACUACAACAUCCGCUGGUACUACGACAAGCAAGCCAACGCCUGCGCCCAGUUCUGGUACGGAGGCUGCAACGGCAACAAGAACCGCUUCGACACGGAGGAGGAGUGCAAGAGGACGUGCGUGAUCCCCAGGUCCACCGGCGGCUGA